Molecule: messenger RNA, 1325 nt
Organism: Tupaia belangeri chinensis (Chinese tree shrew)
Lineage: Eukaryota; Metazoa; Chordata; Mammalia; Scandentia; Tupaiidae
Gene: TMEM174
Product: transmembrane protein 174
Exons: 2
Coding region: 52-768 (238 amino acids)
Source: RefSeq, a predicted model, not a curated record
CUCUGCUCUCACCAUCUCUCUCUCUGAGAAGUGGUGGAUGCAUGAGGGACGAUGGAGCAGGGCAGCAGCCGCUUGGAGGACUUCCCUCUCAAUGUGUUUUCCGUCACUCCUUACACACCCAGCACCGCUGACAUCCAGGUGUCGGAUGACGACAAGGCAGGGGCCACCUUGCUCUUUUCAGGCAUCUUUCUGGGACUGGUGGGGAUCACGUUCACCGUCAUGGGCUGGAUCAAAUAUCAAGGCGUCUCCCAUUUUGAAUGGACGCAGCUCCUUGGGCCAAUCCUGCUGUCAGUCGGGGUGACCUUCAUCCUGAUUGCUGUGUGCAAGUUCAAAAUGCUCUCCUGCCACUUGUGCAAAGAAAGUGAGGAAAGGGCUCUGGACUCGGACCAGACACUGGGAGGACAGUCGUUUGUUUUCACUGGCAUCAACCAACCCAUCACUUUCCACGGGGCCACGGUGGUGCAGUACAUCCCUCCUCCUUACGGCUCUCAGGAGGCCAUGGCCAUGAACACCACCUACUUGCAGCCCGUGGUGAACCCUUGCGGCCUCCUACCCUCUGGCAUGCCGAGCCCUCCUCAGUACUGCACCAUCUACCCCCAAGAUAACACUGCAUUUGUGGAUGACGAGGACUACCCUCCUUUCGUGGAUGGUGAGACCAACAGCCUCAGUCCCAACGUGGAUCAGCCAGAAGAGACACAGCUGGAAAAUGACGACUGUGCCUGCUUCUCUCCUCCUCCCUAUGAAGAAAUCUACUCCCUCCCUCGCUAAGGGGGAAAGCAUUUCAGCCACUGUGACCUGGCAGCUGAAGGGUCUGUGCUGUGACCUUCAGAAGUUAGUCAGAAGGGCAGACCUGGCAGCCUGGCAGAUACCCUUCGAGGGGAGAGGAAGCGGGGAGGGAAAAUGUCUCAUAUUGGUGAAAAUCAGGCUGGGCUAAGGAGCUCCUCUCCUGUGCAGUUUUGAAUCCCUCCGGUAAGAAAUCUCUGCACCAGUUCGGAAGCAGGAAUCUCACCUGUCUAUACCCGUCAACCCCCUGUAGGAAGGUACUGGUAUCUCAGUUUCAACUCUAGCAGCCAAAUGAAAAGUCACCACCUUUGGAUAAUCAGGGAGUUUCCAUUGUGCUGAGAACAGGAGUGUGAAGGGGUCAGGGAAGAGAAAGCAGGUGAAGCUGGAGAACUUCCCAGCACCUAUGACAACUUGGUUGCCGUAUGGUUCCCUUAAAGACGCUGGGUAUCUUAAAGGCUGCAAUAACAUUAAUACGAUGGACUAAAAUAAAACUAAAGAAUGUUGGGAUCAGCAGGUGGCCUGGUCGUUAAGGCACUGGUCUC